This is a messenger RNA of Nycticebus coucang (slow loris), 549 nucleotides long. Its product is annotated as neuroligin-1-like. The coding region runs from base 1 to 549 and encodes 182 amino acids. Gene Ontology annotation, molecular function: signaling receptor activity; neurexin family protein binding. The transcript has a single exon. The record is from RefSeq and is a predicted model, not a curated record. Gene Ontology annotation, biological process: modulation of chemical synaptic transmission; postsynaptic membrane assembly; presynaptic membrane assembly. NCBI's taxonomy places the organism in Eukaryota, Metazoa, Chordata, Mammalia, Primates, Lorisidae. Gene Ontology annotation, cellular component: cell surface; synapse; postsynaptic specialization membrane.
AUGGCCCUGGCCAGACACUCGUGGCCAGCCCGUGUGCGGCCGAUAGGGAGGGCGCGCCUGCCCCUUCACGAGCGUGGGAGCCCCGCUGACGUCUGCGUGUUGGGGUGUUUGCUUCAGGCUGGCCACGUGCUGUCACAAAAACUAGAUGACGUGGACCCACUGGUGACCACCAACUUCGGCAAGAUAAGAGGAAAACUCAAUAAUGAAAUUUGGGGGCCUGUGAUUCAGUUUCUUGGGGUUCCGUAUGCAGCCCCGCCAACAGGAGAACAUCGUUUCCAGCCUCCAGAACCGCCAUCUCCCUGGUCCGAGGUCAGGAAUGCCACUCAGUUCGCUCCCGCGUGUCCCCAGAACAUCAUCCACCGCAGACUGCCGGAAGUCAUGCUCCCCGUGUGGUUCACCAAUAACCUGGAUGUGGUUUCGCUGUAUGUCCAAGACCAGAGCGAAGACUGCCUCUACCUAAAUAUCUAUGUCCCGACUGAGGAUGGUGAGUUUAUUGCAGAAAAAAACAGGAAGAUAAAUCUGUAUUUCCUUUACUAUUUUCAGCUCUGA